UGUAGAACACUACUACCACUGUUUCUUUGUAGAUAACUGUAUAAAAAUUAAAUUACAGGAAGUAUAAUAUAUUUCUUACUAUAAUUUCGAUGCAGCAUACGAUAGGAGUAGGUGUACUUCUUUUUGUGUUCAGUUAUUAUGGAGAAUGUUCACAUUUCAGAGGAGGAACUAUAAGCUGGAAACCUAUACAUGGCCAUACGAUUGAAUUCACAUUCAAAAUGGGAUGGACUUUUGGAAGUGGACCAGGAUGUUCAAAUAACAAAAUCGGACAGUUUGUUAACACAACAUUUAUAGGUGAUAAAAUCUGGAAAUGUGAUCAAGGUUGUAAAGUGCCAAAGAAACCAGUAGGUACUGUUUUCUAUUAUUGUACUGGUGCCAAUGAAAUAGGUAGUGAUGCUGAAAAGUGGGAACAAGGAGAAAAUCGUUUUCAAGAGACAUUCAUUGGAAAUGGACCUUUUAUUAUUAGUUAUACUGGAGCGAUGUGGAUGAAUUUAGAUUUUGGUAAUCCAAAUGGAUGGAACCUUCAAACAACAAUAGAUCUCAGAAUUAGAGACGAUAUAAACUCUACAAAUUCCAGUCCAAUAACUGCCAGUAAACCACUAUAUACAUUACAGUUUUCUUGUUACCACGAGCUUAAACUACCAAUGUAUGAUCCCGAUGGUGAUCUGGUUAAAUGUAGAUGGGCCGUUGGUAGAGAAUGUGAUAGUGUGUGUCAUGCAAUGCCGUCUGCUAGUUUAGACGAGGAUACUUGUACAUUAAAGUUCAACACUUCUGCUGGAAGUAACUACACAAAUAACGGUUGGUAUGCAGUUGCAUUGACGUUUGAAGACUUUCCAACGAAAACAAUACACGUUGGUAAUGAGCAAUUCAAUGAGACAACACCUAUGUCAACUGUCCCAUUACAGUUUCUCAUUCAUUUGGUGGGGAAAAAUUCACCAUGUAAUUGGAAACCAGAAUUUGUCUCGCCCACUCCUUCUGCGGGAACAAAAAUCAGCAUAUCUGCUGGGAAAUCAUUUACACAGAAGAUAUAUGCUGCAAACUUGGCAAAUAAAAAAGAAACUGUGACCAAACUUAGUCUAACCAGACCAGCAGGAAUGGUUGUGAAAGGUCCGACAAACGUUCCAAACAGAGCUGGCGUCGUUUCCUGGGAAUUGUCAUGGACACCGACAGUAAACGAUCAAGGGAAUCACAUUGUAUGUGGCAUGGCUGAAGACAGCACAGGACAUACAAGUGACACGAGAUGCAUAACACUGAUAGCCUGGGAUUCACCAGAUCCAUGCAGUCCAAAUCCAUGCAAAGGAAAUCAAACGUGUUCAAGAAUUGGGUCGUCACAAAACGUAGAAUGUGUUUGUCCGAAGAAGAUGAAAUUGAUUGGACAAUUAUGCAUAACAGAUAUUCCCACAACAACCCCUAUGACAACGACACCAACGACUACUACAACAACAACGACGACCACGCCAACUACGACAACAACGACAACAACCACACCAACGACGACAACAACGACGCCAACGACGACAACAACGACGCCAACAACGACCACAACCGCUCCAACGACGACCACGACCAUACCAACGACGACAACAACCACGCCAACGACAACCACGACCACACCGACGACAUCAACGACCAGACAAACUACGACGCCAACGACGAUAUUACCGACCACAACUACCACAGCAGCGAUUCAAACAACAAUUUCUACAGCAAAGCCAAUCAUGAUACAAACCAAAACUACACCAGCAAAUACUAAGAACAGAAAGAACACACAACAGACAACAUCACAGAUGAGAUCAGUAACAAAGAUUACGUCGCAAAAUGGUAAUUCUGUAAAACAGGGCCAAACGUCCAAUGUACACAAGAAGAUCCCAGGACAUAACUGCUUUAAGUCAGAGCCGGUGGUUUUGUUUGCAACAUUUUGUUCUAUUUUACUGUUUGCAUUGGGAGCAGCUGGCGGCAUAUUGGGAUAUAUGGUGUUCAAAAUGAAAAAUCAACUUAAAGUAAUGGAUUCGUCAAACGACAGUUUUGACAUAAAUUCAGAAAAGUGAAACCAUUUCAGAUUUAGUUUCAAUUGUUAAUGUGAAAUGAAUAAUUUGAUUGAGAAAAAAAUGUAUUUUGGACAUCGAAAACAAAUGAAUUAUUUGAUGUGAUACGAAACACUAGAAUUUAGUCUUAAUUCUUGACAGAGGAACCAUUGUUAUCUUUGUAUUUAAAUUUAUUGUUUCGUUGUUGAUUUCAAGGA
Messenger RNA from Mytilus trossulus (common blue mussel), 2242 nucleotides. RefSeq names its product mucin-2-like. The coding region runs from base 90 to 2048 and encodes 652 amino acids. NCBI's taxonomy places the organism in Eukaryota, Metazoa, Mollusca, Bivalvia, Mytilida, Mytilidae. The record is from RefSeq and is a predicted model, not a curated record. The transcript has 11 exons.